AAAUCAGCGGCUGUGGUUUUUCUUCAUCCCAUCCCUUGGGAAGGGGAGAGAGAGAGAGAGAGAGAAGAGAAUGGCCUCCUCACUCUGUUUUCUCUCUUCUUUAUCUUCUUCUUCUCUACUCUACUCUGCAAAAUGCCUGAAACCUCGAACCCUCGUUCGGCCAACAAAGGCUUUCUCCGUAAAUGCCCUCAGCUCUCCCGACGACCAUUACAGUCCCUCCGCCUCCUCCCCUGCCCUCCAAAACUUCUGGCAGUGGCUUUGCGAGAAAGGGUUACUAUCGGACUCUUCUCCUGCAGUAAAACCGGGAGUAGUGGCGGAAGGGCUAGGUCUGGUAGCCCAGAGGGACAUAUCUCGGAACGAGGUGGUCGUCCAAGUUCCCAAGAAGCUCUGGAUAAAUCCCGACUCCGUUGCUGCUUCUGACAUUGGGAGAGUUUGCAGCGGGUUGAAGCCCUGGAUUUCUGUUGCCUUGUUCCUUCUACACAACAAGUCCCGGCUGGACUCCCAGUGGCGUCCCUACCUUGACAUCCUUCCCCACACCACUAAUUCUACCAUAUUCUGGUCAGAAGAGGAGCUUUCAGAGCUACAAGGAACCCAACUCUUGAGCACAACCUUGGGUGUUAAAGAUUAUGUACAAAGUGAGUUUGUCAAAGUUAAAGAAGAAGUAUUACUCCCACACAACCAUCUUUUCCCUUCUUCAAUAACGUUGGAUGACUUCCUCUGGGCAUUCGGCAUACUAAGAUCAAGGGCAUUUUCUCGCCUUCGUGGUGAAAAUCUUGUUCUGAUCCCUCUGGCAGACCUGAUUAACCAUAGUUCCAGCAUAACUUCAGAAGAGAUUGCUUGGGAGAUUAAAGGAACAGGUCUCUUCUCAAGGGAACUUGUCUUUUCUUUGCGGUCACCAGUUUCUGUCAAGGCUGGCGAGCAGGUCUUGAUACAGUAUGACCUGCAAAAGAGCAAUGCCGAGCUGGCACUCGAUUACGGGUUUAUUGAAUCAAGCUCAGAUCGGGAGGCAUAUACUCUGACACUAGAGAUCUCUGAAUCCGACCCUUUUUUUGAUGACAAGCUUGACAUUGCUGAAUCCAAUGGACUUGGAGAAACUGCAUAUUUUGACAUCGUUCUUGGACGCACUCUUCCACCAGCAAUGCUGCCAUUCCUGCGGUUGGUUGCUUUAGGGGGAACUGAUGCCUUCCUCUUAGAAUCCAUUUUCAGAAAUUCAGUCUGGGGUCACCUCGAAUUGCCUGUAAGCCGUGCGAAUGAGGAGCUUAUAUGCCAGGUUGUUAGAGAUGCCUGUAAAUCUGCACUUUCUGGCUAUUUCACGAGUGUUGAAGAGGAUGAAAAGCUGAUGGAAGCAGGGAACCUGGAUCCAAGACUUGAAAUAGCUGUUGGUAUAAGAGCAGGUGAGAAGAAGGUGUUGCAUCAGAUUGAUAAAAUUUUUGAAGAGAGGGAAAUGGAGUUGGAUGGGUUGGAAUAUUACCAAGAGAGGAGGCUCAAGGAUCUUGGACUGGUUGGAGAGCAAGGUGAAAUAAUAUUCUGGGAGUCCAAGUAGUUCUCUCUUUUGAUGCCCCCUUGCCUCCUUAAGUUGGAAGUAGAAGCGGUCUGCCGAUGAGAUUAGAAUGCAUACAAAGUUUUACAUAAUUUUGAUUUGCUGAAUGCUCUUGAAAUGAAAUUUCUUUUCUUCUGGGUGAUAUCCAUCAAGGCCCUGAAAAACCUCUUUAGCUGGUCAAAUCACAAUGCCCAAAUCAGGUGUAUCCAUCUCCAAAAUGGGCCUACUUGUAAUCAAAAUUGAGUUUGUAGCCCCUCUGCUUGAAAUGAAAUAAAUACACCUAAGUUGCAAGAGAAGGGCGAAAAUAUAAAAAAGAUGGCCUUGUAUAGACA
Messenger RNA from Magnolia sinica, 1872 nucleotides. RefSeq names its product ribulose-1,5 bisphosphate carboxylase/oxygenase large subunit N-methyltransferase, chloroplastic. Lineage: Eukaryota; Viridiplantae; Streptophyta; Magnoliopsida; Magnoliales; Magnoliaceae. Gene Ontology annotation, biological process: peptidyl-lysine monomethylation. Bases 71 to 1543 code for a protein of 490 amino acids. Gene Ontology annotation, cellular component: chloroplast. Gene Ontology annotation, molecular function: [ribulose-bisphosphate carboxylase]-lysine N-methyltransferase activity; protein-lysine N-methyltransferase activity; protein binding. The record is from RefSeq and is a predicted model, not a curated record. The transcript is spliced from 6 exons.